Grammomys surdaster is the source of this 3205-nucleotide messenger RNA. It is a transcript of the gene Top3b, whose product is annotated as DNA topoisomerase III beta. The record is from RefSeq and is a predicted model, not a curated record. Gene Ontology annotation, biological process: DNA topological change. NCBI's taxonomy places the organism in Eukaryota, Metazoa, Chordata, Mammalia, Rodentia, Muridae. Bases 929 to 3109 code for a protein of 726 amino acids. The transcript has 14 exons. Gene Ontology annotation, cellular component: nucleus. Gene Ontology annotation, molecular function: DNA topoisomerase type I (single strand cut, ATP-independent) activity; DNA binding.
CUAUAGUCAGUCUCACUCUGCUAAUAUUUAUGAGUACUUUGUCUGUGUGUAUGUAUUUUACUGUGUACAUGCCUGGUGUCCUCAGGUCAAAAGGGCAUCAGAUUUCCCAGACCUGGAGUUACACAUAGUUUUAAACCUGAGUCCUUUGCAAAAGCAACAGAUGCUCUUAACCACUGAGCCAUCUCUCUAGUCCCUGGUCUCUUCUCCCACCUUCAUGUGUCCUCUGCCAUAUCCAUCCUAGGGAUUCCUGCCUGCUGGUGGAGGUUUCCCAUUUGUCCUCUAGUAGUACUUUAAUGCUACUGGCUAUGCCUGCUGGUCCUGCCACUGCCCAUGGUACUGUGGCUCCAUACAGGUCACCUCUAUGUCCUUAUACCCCAGCCAUAACCUGCAACUUGUCACACUUAAGUGCAGGAGAUGGCUCUAGUAAGACAGGCAUUCAGGGCACCCAGAAUUGUCACUCAGCUCUCUUAACAAAGUCAAUUCCAUACUGUCCCUCCUCAGAUACUCUCAUGUCCCCUUUCUCUGUUCUAUCUGACAGGGAUGUCCCCUCAGAAGGCCUUUGCCUCUGGGUCUAGAAACAAUAGCAGCUCACAGGGCAGGUGCUUUCCCAUAAUGUUGCACUGCAUGCCCUAGCUUCUCUGCUCCUCCCCUGCGUAGCCUUAGUGAGUCUUCAUUCCAGGGCCUUCUAUACCUAGCUCCCAUCUCCAUACAAAGCCUGGUGUAGCCUUCCCAUUCUUAGUCAUUUUAUCUUUUCCUUUGUCUGUUCUCCAAUCGUGUGAAAAUUCUACCUAUCUAUCCAAGCACUCCCUACUCCCAGAAAAGGGGAGGGAUUUGGCACCAUGAAGUCCUUUGUGUACUGGGUACAGCAUUCUCUUGCUAUUGGAGAUGAAAGUGCACGAGAAAGGUCCUUGAUGCCGUUCUUCCUGUCAUGAAUAAUGCCCACAAUGGUGAGAAGACAGUGUUCCGGGCCAGGUUCAGUUCCAUCACUGACACAGACAUCUGCAGUGCCAUGACCCGCCUGAGUGAGCCAGACCACAAUGAGGCACUCUCGGUGGAUGCCCGCCAGGAGCUAGACCUGCGCAUUGGCUGUGCAUUCACUAGGUUUCAAACAAAGUAUUUCCAGGGAAAAUAUGGUGAUUUAGACAGCUCUCUCAUCUCCUUUGGGCCAUGUCAGACUCCUACCCUGGGAUUCUGUGUAGAGAGACAUGAUAAAAUCCAGUCCUUCAAACCAGAGACCUACUGGGUACUUCAGGCCAAGGUUCAUCCUGAUAAAGAGGAGUCACUCCUUCUGGACUGGGACCGUGUUAGAGUUUUCGACCGGGAGAUUGCGCAGAUGUUUUUAAACAUGACAAAGCUAGAAAAAGAAGCUUGGGUGGAGGCUACAAGCAGGAAAGAAAAAGCCAAGCAGAGACCACUUGCUCUGAACACUGUGGAGAUGUUACGUGUGGCCAGCUCAGCUCUGGGUAUGGGACCACAGCAUGCCAUGCAAAUAGCUGAGAGAUUAUACACACAGGGAUACAUCAGCUACCCACGGACAGAAACCACCCACUAUCCUGAGAACUUUGACCUGAAGGGCUCUUUGCGACAGCAGGCCAAUCACCCAUACUGGGCAGACUCGGUAAAGCAGUUGUUAGCGGAAGGCAUCAACCGCCCUCGGAAAGGUCAUGAUGCUGGUGACCAUCCUCCAAUCACACCUAUGAAGUCAGCAACAGAGGCUGAAUUAGGAGGUGAUGCAUGGCGACUCUACGAGUAUAUCACCAGACACUUCAUUGCCACAGUGAGCCAUGACUGCAAGUAUCUCCAGAGCACUAUCUCCUUCAGGAUUGGGCCUGAACACUUUACAUGCAUGGGAAAGACAGUUAUUUCCCCAGGCUUCACAGAGAUCAUGCCUUGGCAGAGCGUGCCCCUGGAAGAGAGUCUGCCCACAUGCCAGAAGGGUGAUGCCUUCACUGUGGGUGAGGUGAAGAUGCUAGAGAAGCAGACAAGCCCGCCAGACUAUCUGACUGAGGCUGAGCUCAUCACGCUCAUGGAGAAGCAUGGUAUCGGGACUGAUGCCAGUAUCCCUGUACAUAUCAACAACAUCUGCCAGCGCAACUAUGUCACUGUGGAGAGUGGCCGCCGGCUGAAGCCCACCAACCUUGGCAUAGUUCUCGUGCAUGGUUACUACAAGAUUGAUGCAGAGCUGGUACUCCCCACUAUCCGCAGCGCAGUGGAAAAGCAGUUGAACCUUAUUGCCCAGGGCAAAGCUGACUACCACCAGGUCCUGGGUCACACCCUGGAUAUCUUCAAGAGAAAAUUCCACUACUUUGUUGAUUCUAUUGCAGGCAUGGAUGAGUUGAUGGAAGUAUCCUUUUCACCCCUGGCUGCCACUGGCAAGCCCCUUUCACGCUGUGGAAAGUGCCAUCGAUUUAUGAAGUAUAUCCAGGCCAAGCCAAGCCGCCUACACUGCUCCCACUGUGAUGAGACCUACACCCUCCCCCAGAAUGGUACCAUCAAGCUGUACAAGGAGCUGCGGUGCCCAUUGGAUGACUUUGAACUGGUCCUGUGGUCCUCGGGCUCGCGGGGCAAGAGCUACCCACUUUGUCCCUACUGCUAUAAUCACCCACCCUUCCGAGACAUGAAGAAAGGCAUGGGCUGCAAUGAGUGCACACACCCUACUUGCCAGCACUCACUGAGUAUGCUGGGCAUUGGCCAGUGCGUGGAAUGCGAGAAUGGAGUCCUGGUUCUCGACCCUACCUCUGGUCCCAAGUGGAAGGUGGCCUGCAAUACAUGCAAUGUGGUGGCACACUGCUUCGAAAAUGCCCACCGAGUACGGGUAUCUGCCGACACCUGCAGCACCUGCGAGGCUGCCUUGCUCGAUGUAGACUUCAACAAGGCCAAGUCUCCCCUUCCUGGCAAUGAAACACAGCACACAGGCUGCAUCUUCUGUGACCCCAUCUUCCAGGAGCUGGUGGAGCUGAAGCAUGCAGCCUCUUGUCAUCCCAUGCACCGAGGUGGUCCUGGAAGGAGGCAGGGUCGUGGGCGGGCCCGGGGCCGGAGACCUCCAGGAAAGGCCAAUCCCAGACGGCCAAAAGACAAGAUGUCAGCCCUGGCUGCUUACUUUGUAUGACAGCCCAUCUUUUCCCCACUCCAGACACCUCGUGGUUAUCUUUGAGCCACUGAAACCAUUAAAAUGCUUUUUAUUUUUUAUUCUCUGGAACAAAAA